AGUGGGACCCCGGGACUGCGGAGCGCACCGACGGGAGAAGGUGGUUUAAGGACUGACGUCACUGCAAGACGAAGCCUAUUCACCAUGGGGAAGAUUGGCAAGGAGGUGACAGGUCAGGUCAUAAGCUUCAUAGGCCUGGUUGGGGUGUCGGUGACCUGUGGGAUCCCCAUGUGGAGAGUGACCUCCUACAUCGGAGCCAACAUCGUGACGGGCCAGAUCGUGUGGGAUGGCCUGUGGAUGAACUGUGUGAUGCAGAGCACCGGGCAGAUGCAGUGCAAGCUGAACGAGUCCGUUAUGAAUCUGUCCAGGGACCUGCAAUCCGCCCGAGCCCUGGUCAUCAUCUCCCUCAUCUUCGGCUUCAUCGGCUUCAUGGUCACCUUCGUCGGGGCCAAGUGCACCGGCUGCCUGGACAAGGAUUCCUCAAAGGCCAAUGUGGUGAUCAUAGGCGGCUGUUUGAUCAUUGUUUCCGCCGUCUUGGUCCUGAUCCCCGUCUGCUGGUCCGCAGCCAUCACCAUCACAGACUUCCAGAACCCCUUGACCAUUGAGACCCAGAAGAGGGAAAUUGGAGCCUCCAUCUACAUUGGCUGGGCCGCCACUGCGAUUCUUCUGAUCGGUGGGAUCAUCCUUACCACUUCCUGCCCUCCUCGAAAGGCCAUGUAUGGAUACCCAGGGUACCCACCGGCACCGAUGUACCCUUACGCAGGCCCGGGGCCAAACCCUGCGGUGUAUAGCCCUGUGUAUGCUCCCGCAUCCAGCCAACCGUACACAGGCACUGGGACAUACUUGCCUAGCAAACCAUAUGCAGCACCAACCAACUACUCUGCUAGACAAUACCUCUAA
Messenger RNA from Anoplopoma fimbria (sablefish), 840 nucleotides. RefSeq names its product claudin f (gene cldnf). The transcript has 2 exons. Bases 85 to 840 code for a protein of 251 amino acids. Gene Ontology annotation, cellular component: plasma membrane; bicellular tight junction. Gene Ontology annotation, biological process: cell adhesion; bicellular tight junction assembly. Gene Ontology annotation, molecular function: structural molecule activity. NCBI's taxonomy places the organism in Eukaryota, Metazoa, Chordata, Actinopteri, Perciformes, Anoplopomatidae. The record is from RefSeq and is a predicted model, not a curated record.